AAUAAAGUGCAGGAUGCAUUAAAUUGAUAUUAAAGUGACAGUAAGAUUUAUAAUUUAACAAAAUACUUAUAUUUCAAAUGAAUGCAAGAUGAAUAAUUAUUAAGAUAAAAUAAUGCAUAGUUCAAUUACUUAGCUGUUAUUUGCUGCCUCAUCAUGUAGGAGGGUCAGAGAAGAUGAUAAAGAGUAUUUAAGGGCCUCUCACUGUUAAAGUUACAAACUACCGACUAAGUUUUCUGAAACAGGCAAGAUGGAUUUAUCAUCACAAGAAUAUGAUCCCACUGAGUUUUGUUUUCCUGCAGUGAACAACUCUUGUCUUAAAGGCACACAUCUUGUGUCCACUCAGACUGUGUUGUAUCUCAUAUUGGUGUCGGCGAUGACUUUGACCAUUCUAGGAAAUUCUGUGGUCAUCAUCUCCAUAGCGCACUUCAAACAGCUCCAGACUCCCACUAACAUCCUGGUGAUGUCUCUGGCUCUCGCGGAUCUUCUGCUUGGACUGGUGGUCAUGCCUUUCAGUAUGAUCCGUUCUGUCGAUGGCUGCUGGUACUAUGGAGAUGCCUUCUGUUUGCUCCACUCCACUUUUGACUUAUUUCUUACAUCUGUGUCUAUUUUUCAUCUCAUUUUUAUUGCUAUUGAUCGACAUCAGGCUGUGUGUUAUCCGCUUCAGUACCCUACAAGAAUAACCAUACCUGUUGCAUGGGUCAUGGUGCUGAUAAGUUGGUGCAUGGCUGCGUUAUAUUCGUAUGGUUUAGUGUACUCAAAAUCUAAUGUGGAAGGACUGGAGGAAUUUAUUGAAUCCAUAUACUGUAUGGGAAGUUGCACUCUGCUUUUCAAUGCAUUGUGGGGGGCUUUAGACACACUAAUAGGUUUUUUUUUGCCCUGUUCUGUCAUGGUUGGACUGUAUGCAAGAAUUUUUGUGGUUGCAAAAAAACAUGCUAGAAAACUUGAUGAUGCAAACCAGCAUGAAAAUGAGAAUGUGUUUAAAAGCUCUCGACGAUCUGAGCGCAAAGCAGCAAAAACUCUUGGUGUGGUCGUGGGUGCCUUUAUUAUUUGCUGGCUGCCUUUUUUUAUUAACUCUAUGAUUGAUCCCUACAUCAGCUUUUCCACCCCAGUUGCUCUUUUUGAAGUGUUUGUCUGGUUAGGUUACAUUAACUCAACCAUAAACCCCAUCAUAUAUGGCCUUUUCUACCCAUGGUUUAGAAAAACCCUUUCUCUUAUUUUAACAAUGAGAAUAUUUGAACCAAACUCAUCAGAUAUCAGUGUUUUCACUGUUUGAUUGCAAUUCUGAAUUCACCAUGCAGCACACUGAUGCUUCCUUUUGCAGAUCACAUAAAGAAUGGAUGAUAUUAAUUACACAUUGCAUCCCGAAUUAUGAAUAACCUACUUGAAUUCUGAUUUGAUGUUAUGAACACUUUUUUAAAAAGUAGGUUUUAAUCAAAUUUCAGUUCAGAUACAAAAGUGGCAUGCAAAAGCUAAGGGCAUAUGUCUUAAGUAUAGGUUUCAGUAUUUUUUAAUCCAAGGAGAUCUACUGUAUAAAAGCCUUCCAAGCCUUCCCUUAGCGUCUUUAUUCAUCUCAAUGGCAUAUGCUCAUGAAAUACACCUUCUUGUUGCUGUUUUUUUAUUAUAUAUAUAUAUAUAUAUAUAUAUAUAUAUAUACACACAAUAUACUUUAAGAGGGUGGUUUAUGAAUUGGGCCCAAAGACAUCUUUAAUGGUCUGGGCAAGAACAUAAAGCUCUUUUGCCUUCUUGUGCAGUUCACCAGUGAUGUCUAUUAAAAAUGAGGUAAUAUGUUAUGGUCCGUGGUGCUGCUUUUGAUUCAUAUGAUUUAUUUGUCUUUUGGGGAUGCCACUAAACAGAUCAGUACCAUAAUUAAUUCUACUAUUAACAAAUGGAUGGAUUUUCAGCUUUGCCAUGGGAUAAAAUGGCAUAGCUUUCAUUUAUUAUUUACACUAUUUAAUUUAAGUUAUUGUUGUUAACUACAAUAGCCAGCAGGGCAGCAAGGGGUGCUCAUCCUGUGGUCUGUGUGGGUCCUAUACUGUAACAAGCACCAUCCUUUGGAUGAGAAGUUAAACCGAGGUCCUGACUCUCUGUCGUCAUUAAAAAUCCCUUGGCACUUCUUGUAAAGAGUAGGGGUAUAACCCCAGUGUCCUGGCCAACUUCCCUCCAUUAGCCUUUACCAAUCAUGGCCUCCUAUUAAUUUCCAUCCUUUGAAUUUGCUUUAUCACUCUCUCUCUCUUGUCUCUACCUAUAGCUGGUGUGUGGUGAGCACACUGGCACCAUUGUACUGUGGCUGCUGUCACAUCAUCCAAGUGGAUGCUGCACACUGGUGGUUGAGGAGAGACCCCUGAUAUGAAUGUAAAGCGCUUUGGGAUACAGUAGUACAUAAGAAAAGCGCUGUAUAAAUUCCUCAUUCAUUCAUUCAUACUGAUGAUGUGUUUACUGGCACAAGGGCGGGACAACCUGUCACUCACAUUUGAUCCACCAAUAGAAAACCUCAACCAUCCAAUCAAUUCCUGAUUGACAAAUCAAGUCCCGCCAAACAUUUUUUCUUGUUUGAAAUAAAGAAGAAAAGACUAUUGCAACUUCCAUUUCAUGCAGACUUAUGUGAAAAU
Megalobrama amblycephala (Wuchang bream) is the source of this 2609-nucleotide messenger RNA. Its product is annotated as trace amine-associated receptor 13c. Gene Ontology annotation, molecular function: trace-amine receptor activity. Gene Ontology annotation, cellular component: membrane. The coding region runs from base 248 to 1273 and encodes 341 amino acids. Gene Ontology annotation, biological process: G protein-coupled receptor signaling pathway. NCBI's taxonomy places the organism in Eukaryota, Metazoa, Chordata, Actinopteri, Cypriniformes, Xenocyprididae. The record is from RefSeq and is a predicted model, not a curated record. The transcript has a single exon.